GACGUAGCAAAAUGGCGGCGGCGUGUCGGAGGCGUCUCCGUUCGCACAGUGCUCGACGUCGCGCAGCCCGCGUAUGUUCGCAAUAACGUGUCGUUCCAGCGGAUCAACGUCGACGUCGGUGACAAGAUCGAACGGCGCGAUCACUCGGGUUACGAGACACGACGCGGCGCCUCAUUCCUAAACGUGAUAACGCGCUUAAACAACGCACGUUACCGUUACCCUCCUCCCUCCGCGAUACGGCCGAGCGAAGACGAGAAGAGUAGUGCACAGCGUGCGGCCGACACACAGAAGCGACGUGAAGAGCAACAACGAGCGAGCGGCAACCAGAAACCAGGGGGGAAGUGGAAAGGAAGAGACAGAGAGACAGAGAGAGAGAGAGAGAGAAAGAGAGAGAGAGAGAGAGAGAACGCGGUAUACCGUGUGUGCUCGAUACGUGAAAUAUCUCUCCCAGAGAGAGAGAGGGGGAGAGAGAGAGAGUGAGUUUCCGCGACGCCGCGUGCUUCUUUCUCCGAUCUUUUUCGUCCCUUUACCCCUUCUCUCCUUUCUUCCCUUCUCUAUCUCUCUCUCUCUCUCUCUUCCUCUCUCUCUCUCCUCCGUUCCCGUCCAUCGCUCCGAAUUUGGUCCCGGAGCGCGCGGUUUUCCCUCUUCCCCGCCGUUUCUCUUGCCAUUUUUUCCCGCUCUCUUUUUCUCUCGUGCCCGGCGCUCUUUCACGGCACCGUGGUGAAAUGCGCGUGACCGGUCGCGCCUCGGAGCGACGGCGACGACGUGUCUGGCGUCGUUGGUGGUGCACGUACGUGCCCUGACGAGCACGAGAGACGCGCGACGGCGACUCGGCACAUCUCCCCCCGCAGCUCUCGCUACUAUGAUAAUAACGAGAAGCACGGCGACCACGGCGGUGGCGGCGACGACGACGACGACGACGACGACGACGACGACGACAACGACGACGACGACAGCAUGGUGGCCGUUUUUCCUCGAUCAAGAGAAAACGCUUGUCGGUAAACUACGAUCGGCGGCGGAUCUGCGGAAUGACGAUGACGGUGUUGUCUCGGCGAUGUUGUCUCGCGUUGACCGCGGCUGUCAGAACGAGAACGACGACAGCAACAGCAUCGAGCCGCGGUGGUGGAUCAGCGGUGGUAGCUGCACAGUGAGCAUCGCGUCGGUGCUGUCGUACUACUAUUAUUGCCAGCGUAUCGCUAUUAUUGGCGUCGUAGCCUCUUUGCUCAUCGACUACGACCUCGGCGAGGACGAUCCGACGACGAUAGCGGCGCGUAGAGUUCUCGAGCAACGGGACGAAGACACGGAGGACGCGGCUACCAGCACCACCGGUCACGACGAUCGUUUUUUCAACCGCCGGAACUACGGACUACUUGUUCUUCUUCGUUGUUGCGCGUGACCAACAGCCUCGCUAUUCUACCAAUAACGGAGAGGGUGAUGAUGACGAUGAUGAUGAUUAACGAGGUGGCGUACGAACGUUAAUCCGUGGGUCCAUUGGCCUUUCGAACGAUAACGAGUCAAUCGGUGGUAAUAACGACAGUCAUUCUCCGCGCCGCUCCGCGCCGCGCCGCGCCACGCUGCGCCGCGAUCGAUCGUCAUCGCGCGCCGGUAUACGGAAAGAGAGAGAGAGAGAAAGAGAGAAAACAGUGUUAGAAACGAGAACUCGUGUCACGUACGGUCAUCGGCCAGUGUACACACCGUGAACGGCGAGGGGGUUGGGCGGUGGUGGAGCGGGGAGAAGGUAUCUCCGCUCUCCGAUCUAGAUAAGUCGCGAUAAGGUGGACAGAUGUGGACGCUUCGCCACGAUCGCGCCUGUGACAGACUGUAAACAGGAUUUCCGUUAGGAAGAGAUUUAAAGAUAAAAAAAAGAGGGUAGACGCGCGUAUUCGGGGCGCUUAUUGACCCUACCUUCGAGCUUUCGAUUACGCAGCGUGUUUCGCUGCGACGAUAAGCACGCAUUUUGCACACGUACACGACACACACACACACACACACACACACACACACACACACACACACACACACAUACACACACACGCGUGCGCGUGCGCGCACGCACGCACGCACGCACGCACGCAUCUACAUAUUUAUAUACGUGUGGGUGCGACACGUAUCUCGCGUUUGGAUGUGCACGUGACGGAGUGACAUAGUGAGCAAAGAGUAGGAGAGAGAUAAAGAAAACG
Molecule: messenger RNA, 2180 nt
Organism: Monomorium pharaonis (pharaoh ant)
Lineage: Eukaryota; Metazoa; Arthropoda; Insecta; Hymenoptera; Formicidae
Exons: 1
Coding region: 863-1396 (177 amino acids)
Source: RefSeq, a predicted model, not a curated record